UCCAUCAGGAGUUCAUCUUACAAGCCCAGGACAGGAUGAUUACCUACCUCCAGAAGUGGCAGAUGCUCAACAGCAGCUCCAUCAGCGAGUUCCUCCUCCUGGCGCUGGCAGACACGCGGCAGCUGCAACUCCUGCACUUCUGCCUCUUGUUGGGCAUCUACCUGGCCGCUCUCCUGGGCAACGGCCUCAUCAGCACAGCCGUAGCCUGCGACCACCGCCUGCACACCCCCAUGUACUUCUUCCUCCUCAACCUCGCCCUCCUCGACCUGGGCUGCAUCUCCACCACUGUCCCCAAAGCCACGGCCAGUGCCCUCUGGGACACCAGGGCCAUCUCCUACACUGCCUGUGCUGUCCAGGUCUUUCUGUUUUCAUUCUUCUUGUCAGCUGAAUUUUACCUUCUCACUGUCAUGUCCUAUGACCGCUACGUUGCCAUCUGCAAGCCCCUACACUACGGGACCCUCCUGGAUGGUAGAGCUUGUGCCAGCGUGGCUGCAGCUGCCUGGAGCACUGGGCUUCUCAAUUCUCUGCUGCACACUGCCAAUACAUUUUCACUGCCACUCUGCCGAGGCAACACUGUGGACCAGUUCUUCUGUGAAAUUCCUCACAUUCUCAAGCUCUCUUGUUCGUACCCCUACCUCAGGAAUCUCAGUCUUAUGGCAUUCAGUGUAUUUUUGUUUUUUGGGUGUUUUGUUUUCAUUCUGCUUUCUUAUGUGCAGAUCUUCAGGGCUGUGCUGAGGAUGCCUUCUGUACAGGGACGGCACAAAGCCUUUUCCACGUGCCUCCCUCACCUGGCCGUGGUUUCCCUCUUUAUCAGCACUGGCUUCUUCACCUACCUGAAGCCCCAGUCCGUCUCCUCCCCAGCCAUGGAUGUGGCAGUGGCAAUUCUGUACUCGGUGGUGCCUCCAGCAGUGAACCCCCUCAUCUACAGUGUGAGGAACCAGGCACUGAAGGAUGCCAUUUGGAAACUGUUAUUGUGGAUGUUUCCCAGUAAUUGUAAUGAUUCCAUCUCUCUCUCCAGGUGACUUCUAGUGUAUCCCAUUCUAAGGUUGUGCUUUGUUGUUUUCCAUUAGUAUGUUUUUUUCUUUAAUAUUUUCUAACUACUUGUGCUUCUUCUGUUCCCCUCCAAUACUUUCCAUUUCUCUCUUCUCCCUCCUUGAUUCUAUGGAUCUUGAGAUUUCAGCAUAUGCCUCAUUGUGUCUGAGAUGAAAUAGCAGCAAAGAAAGUACAUGGGCAAUGAGUGAAAUCUGUGUUUGACACAAUGAGAAGAUAUUUUCUAUUGCUUAGAGGUUUUCCAUUGCGGAAUGUGGAUUCAGCUGGGGAUUCUGAUGGAUGAAGAGCUGGCCGUGAACCAGCACUGCGCUCUUGUAGCCUCGAUGAUCAGUGGUAUCCAGCGCUGCUCCAACAGAGGUGUGUCCAGCAAUGAGAGGGAGGUGAUUUUCCCCUCUACUCUACCUUUGUAAGGCUCCAUCUGGUACACUGUGUCCAGGCCUGGAGUCCUGCACAAGGAAGAAAUGGAGUUGUUGGAGUGGGUACAGAGGUGCACCACAAAGAUAAUCAGAGGGCUGAUUAAAGAUUGUGGAAGUUCAGAUUGUUUAACUUGGAGAAGGAGGGCUCUGGAGAGAGCUCACAGUGAUCUUGCAAUAUUUGAAAAGAGCUUACAAGCAGGAGAGGGACUUCUUAUGCUGGAAGAUAGUGAUCCAACAAGAGGAAAUGGAUUUAAACUGAAAGAGGGGAAGUUUGUGUUGGAUGCUAUGAAGAGGUCCUUCACUCAGAAGGUGGUGAGUCACAGAGAGUCUGCCCAGAGAAUUUGUGGAUGCCUCAUCUCUGGAGGCAUUCUAGGCCAGGCAGUCUGGUCUUGUGGUUGGCAACCCUGCCUACAGCAGGAGGGUUGGAACUGGAUGAUAUUUCUGAUCUUGCCAACGAAAGCCAUUCUAUGAUUCAGUGGACGUAAGU
Molecule: messenger RNA, 1953 nt
Organism: Meleagris gallopavo (turkey)
Lineage: Eukaryota; Metazoa; Chordata; Aves; Galliformes; Phasianidae
Source: RefSeq, a predicted model, not a curated record